This is a messenger RNA of Botrytis fragariae, 573 nucleotides long. Its product is annotated as putative gnat family protein. The coding region runs from base 1 to 573 and encodes 190 amino acids. The record is from RefSeq and is a predicted model, not a curated record. The transcript has 5 exons. Gene Ontology annotation, molecular function: acyltransferase activity, transferring groups other than amino-acyl groups. Lineage: Eukaryota; Fungi; Ascomycota; Leotiomycetes; Helotiales; Sclerotiniaceae.
AUGGAUUCAAAUCCUACUCAAACCCAAUCCCUACCCUCGAAUCCUCCCAAGAAACACCAAAAUCUUAAACUUGUCCCCCUGUCUAUAACCGAACAUCUGGAUGAUUUUUGGGAAAUCUGGAGAGAGGAGAGGGGGGUCAUUUGGUCCACUGGAGUUUUUGAAAUAUGUUUUACCGAGGACGGAGCAGAAUCCGGAGGGAGAGGCGACCGACCCAAAUGCGUAGGUUUCGUGGGCACCAACCGGCCAUCCCCUGAGGGUCUCGAAAUGGGAUAUUGUGUGAAUCCCGAUUAUUAUGGUAAUGGAUAUGCUACGUGGGGAGUGACUGAGUUUUUGAAGGUUUAUUGGGGGAUGGAAGAAAGAUCCCAUAUCUCGCACCUCGUAGCAAAAAUUGACCCGAGAAAUAAAGCAAGCGAGAGGAUAAUAGCCAAAGUUGGAGCUAGAAAGGGGGAAGUUCUUGAAAAUUUUUAUUCGAGAAUAAUAGAUGAGGGGAAAUUGAGUGAUAUCAGGUGUUGGUAUUUGGAUAGACCUGGAGUUGGUAGGAGUGGGGAGGGAAAGGGAGAGGAGGGCAGAUGA